Molecule: messenger RNA, 135 nt
Organism: Dentiscutata heterogama
Lineage: Eukaryota; Fungi; Glomeromycota; Glomeromycetes; Diversisporales; Gigasporaceae
Source: the annotation of a GenBank genome assembly
AUGCAAAUAUCUAAUAAAACAAAUGAAAAUGAAACUAAUAGAGAAACCAAUGAAGCAAUGGAAAACUCUAUAAAGCAAAUAGUUCCAGUUAAAAAAUCUAAUAAAGUCAAUGAAGAAAAAGGUUCUAAUCUCUAA